AUUAGGCCGGAAGAUGCGAAGGUGGCUAGUAUUCGAGACUGGCCACGACCUCAGACUGCCACUGAGGUCAGAUCUUUCUUAGGAAUGUGCGGCUACUAUAAAAAUUUUGUAAAGAAUUAUUCCACAGUCGCCUCUCUUUUGACAAAUCUCACUCGACUUGACACGCCGUCGAACUGGAGUGAUGAAUGCGAGGGUGCUUUCAAACGACUGAAGCAUGCACUCAUGAAUCAUGAGGUUCUCAUGGUGCCCGAUCCUCAGAAGCCAUUCAUAGUGACCACUGACGCAAGCCAAUACGSCAUUGGCACAGUGCUGGCUCAGCAGGAUGGGAAGAAGUUGAGACCGAUUGAGUACAUGAGCAAGAAAAUGCCAUCGAAGAAAUUGGCAAAGUCCACCUAUGAAAGGGAACUCUAUGCUCUCUACAAGGCACUUGUCCAUUGGAAGCACUUCCUGUUGGGACGGUUCUUCUACUUGAGAACUGACCAUCAGACCCUCAAAUGGAUCAAGACUCAACCGGCUCUUUCCGAUGCACUCAAGCACUGGAUUGAGGUCAUAGAUCAAUAUGACUUCAAGCUUGAGUAUCUGAAGGGAGAGUACAACAAGGUUGCAGAUGCGCUAUCUCGUAGAGCAGACUCCCUAGGGGCGCUAGUUUCUGAGUUUGGUGUAUCUCAGGAAGUAACUCAAUCGCUGGUGGGAGCCUAUCAGGAAGACCCUGUCACGAUGGACAUCAUCCGCAAACUUCAGGCAAAAGACAAGGCCACAGAGAAUGAGUUUGUGAUGGUGGAUGGGUUACUCUUUCUUGAUAAGGCCGGGUGUAAAAGUGUUUCCAUGGACUUCAUGGACACCCUGGUGACCAGUAAGAGUGGCAAGAGGCACAUCUUCGUCAUCAUCGAUCGAUUCACCGAGUGCGCUAGACUAGUUGCCAUGCCAGAGACCGCAAGGACUGACCACGUCAUCAAGUUGUUUAUGGACAACUGGGUGCGUGAUUUUGGACUUCCAAAGUCAAUCGUUAGUGACAGAGAUGUCCGAUUCACAAGUGAGCUGUGGAAGAAGACUGCUGAGCAGAUGGGCAGUCAACUUCAGAUGACUUAAGGGAAUCAUCCCGAAGCCAACGGACAGGCUGAGCAAAUGAACAAAGUUGUACAACACUU
Messenger RNA from Chara braunii, 1148 nucleotides. The record is from the annotation of a GenBank genome assembly. Lineage: Eukaryota; Viridiplantae; Streptophyta; Charophyceae; Charales; Characeae.